AUGCAGUCUGCUAAUAUGCUUCUGAAAAAAGUUGUAAGUUCUGUCCUUCCAUUUGCUGCACAACAUGGGAUGAAAAAGGAUUUGUUUCCACUCAGUAGAGCUCUGAGUUUAUCGCUUUGCCUGAAGCAGGACAAGUCAUGCGGUCCCUCAGAAAAACUAGAUUUAGAUGCGUGGAAGAAGGUAAUGAGGUCGGGGUUGCAAGAAGAAGUCGGCGAGACCAUCUCUGAGCAUAAGGAGGAGCUUUCCUCUUUGGCUGCUGCACGUGAGAUUUUGGAGAUGUGGAGACUAGCUGGCAGAAAGGUUCCAGAACAUAUCAGUGAAGAACAGCUAAAAACCUUUGUGGAGUGUCCUUCCAAGUCAGCCAAAAAGAAGUAUUUAAAAUAUUUGCAUACCAAAGAACUUCACAAGAAAAAUGACAAAAGAAAGAUGGAUGAGAAGAGGGAAAGGAGGCUGGAAACACAAGAGGAAGCCUCCAAAGCUGAUGAGACCAAAAGGAGCUCAUUCAUAUGUUUGUGGGCCAGUGGUAUGGACAGAGCAUACAACUGGAAGGCUGCUCAGUCUAUGGUCUUUGGCCAACCUCUGGUAUUUGACAUGUCUUACGAAAAAGAUAUGUCUGUCCGAGAAGUUGAGAAUACAGUGAGACAGAUGGUAUUAAGUGAAGGCUUCAAUCGAAGAUCUGUGGACCCGUUCCACAUCCACUUCUGUAACUUCAGAGACGACAGCCUCUAUCAUAAGGAGUUUAUCAGGCAUUAUAGAGAGGCUUGGGGCAAAUUGCUCAUCACUGUGACAGACCAGUGCUACACUGAAGUCUUUCCAAAGGAUAAGCUGGUCUAUCUGACUGCUGAUUCUCCCAGAGUAAUGAAAACAUUUGAUCACAAUAAAAUCUAUAUUGUCGGGUCAAUGGUUGACAGGAGCAUAAAAACAGGAGUCUCGUUAGCACGGGCAAAGCGACUGGGGCUGGAGACUGCAGCCCUUCCGCUGGACAAGUACUUGCUUUGGAAUAGUGGUGCCAAAAAUCUCACCCUGGAUCAAAUGAUGCGUAUUUUAUUAACCUUGAAAGAUACUGGAGACUGGAAGAAGGCUUUGGAAUUUGUUCCAAAAAGGAAAUACUGUGCCUUUGUAAGCAAGCCUGUACAUGAACUGAAAAAAACCUUAAACCUGAUCAAUACACUCAAAUUUGGAAAGAGACAGGAAGAGGUACGAAAGCAGUUUGCCAAGAACUACUCUAAGAAGCUAACGAAAAAGUAG
Molecule: messenger RNA, 1248 nt
Organism: Leptosomus discolor (cuckoo roller)
Lineage: Eukaryota; Metazoa; Chordata; Aves; Leptosomiformes; Leptosomidae
Source: RefSeq, a predicted model, not a curated record